GGACUGGUUCCUUUGUGUCAUGUGACUGCUGACAGUCCAAAGAUCGGAGUUAUUGGUAAUCCGGAGGCCGUGUACACAGGUAGAAUGGGUCGCCUAGAUGGAAAAGUAAUUGUGCUGUCAGCCGCUGCACAGGGAAUCGGACAGGCUGCUGCCAUUGCAUUUGCUAAAGAAGGAGCAAAGGUGAUUGCAACAGACAUCAAUGAGGAGAAGCUGAAAGCUCUGGAAUCAUUCAAAGGUGUUCAGACAAGAGUAUUAGAUGUCACUAAGAAGGAACAGAUUGAAAAACUAUGCCAGGAGAUGGAUAGAAUUGAUGUUCUCUUCAAUGUAGCUGGCUUUGUUCACCAUGGAUCUAUAUUAGAUUGUGAGGAGGCGGACUGGGAUUUCACUAUGAAUCUCAAUGUGCGGAGCAUGUACCUUAUGAUCAAAACAUUCCUGCCAAAAAUGCUUGCUCAAAAAUCAGGGAACAUUAUCAACAUGUCUUCCGUAGCCUCCAGUAUUAAAGGAGUAGUAAACAGAUGUGUAUAUAGCACUUCAAAGGCUGCAGUCAUUGGCUUGACAAAAUCUGUUGCUGCAGAUUUCAUUGAGCAAGGGAUACGGUGUAACUGUAUAUGUCCAGGAACUGUGGAUACACCAUCACUAAGAGAAAGGAUCCAAGCCCAGCCAAACCCUGAACAGGCUUUAAAUGACUUCCUUGCAAGGCAGAAGACGGGCAGAAUGGCCACAGCAGAAGAAGUUGCUCACCUGUGUGUAUACUUGGCUUCUGAUGAAUCUGCUUAUGUUACUGGUAAUGCACACAUCAUUGAUGGCGGCUGGAGUCUGUAAAUCGAAUGACAUGAUUGUGAUGACGGAUGAAAAACUUCACCAAAAGUCGACAGGAAUUUAUCACAGAUCAAAACUAAUGCAAAUGCAAAGAAUAUAGAUUUACAUAUCUAUAAAUAAUGGGUCCCAUGUAUCAAAACUUCAGAUAUUAAUGACAGCCAAUCAAAGUUCAUGUUUAUUUCAUUUCAUUUUUUUGUACGAGAGAGACAAAUUCUGAUUGGUUGCUUUAAACAAGCCCCCCCCUUGCUCAAAAGGCAGCUUUGAUAUAUGAUCCCAAUGGUGAAGAUUUAUCAUAGCAACCAAUUAGAUUCUGUAUGCCAUAGUACAAAUUCUUUUUUAUUUUAUUUAUCCACAAGCCCUCUACAUUUGACUUCAGUUAAGAAAAGUAGUUAAAUAGGAUAAAGUCAUAUUAUUUUGAUGAUACAAUGUAACAAGAUCAAGUAAAUGUAUUAGAGACAAACUAAUAAAUAUUAUUUCUAACA
This is a messenger RNA of Hyla sarda, 1301 nucleotides long. It is a transcript of the gene BDH2, whose product is annotated as 3-hydroxybutyrate dehydrogenase 2. Gene Ontology annotation, biological process: siderophore biosynthetic process. The record is from RefSeq and is a predicted model, not a curated record. The coding region runs from base 85 to 822 and encodes 245 amino acids. Gene Ontology annotation, cellular component: cytoplasm. The transcript has 10 exons. NCBI's taxonomy places the organism in Eukaryota, Metazoa, Chordata, Amphibia, Anura, Hylidae. Gene Ontology annotation, molecular function: 3-hydroxybutyrate dehydrogenase activity.